CACUCCCUCCUGCUAUAUAACCGCAGUUUGACAGCUCCGCUGUACAGAGCAGGAGGACUCAGACCGACACCCUGCAGCUGGAAACCGCUUCUCUCUGCUCCGGGACAGAAGUCCAGCCUGUUACCUUCGCAGCGAGCUUCGGUGCUCCCCUCAGUGCAUGUCUGCAGGUUUUUAACCCCCCCUCUCACCUGAGGACCUGACACAGUAUUUGACUUUCUCCAAACUGGAUUCCCGGAGCUCGUCGCCAUGUCUGCCCGGGUUUAGAUUCUCCAUGGAGCUCUCUAACCUGUAUGAGGUCGCGCCCCGGCCCCUGAUGAGCACCCUAAACCACGGCCAGCAGCCCCCCUCCGGCUACAGAGACCCGGCAGAACUCGGCGGUGAGAUCGGAGACAGCGAGACCUCCAUCGACCUGAGCGCCUACAUCGACCCGUCGGCUUUCAACGACGACUUCUUGGCCGACCUGUUCCACCACAGCUCCCGGCAGGACAAGCUCAAGAUCAUGAACGGAGAGUACGACUCGGUGCCGUGCGGCCCGGGGCCCCAGCAGCUCUACAUGUCCAACUACAUGGAGUCCAAGCUGGAGCCGCUCUUCGAGCACAACCCGCCGCGCAUCCGACCGGUGGCCAUCAAGCAGGAGCCCCGGGAGGACGAGGACCUGAACCCGGGCAUGCCUCCCACCUACCACCACCCGCACCCGCACUCCCAGCAGUACUCCCAGCAUUCCCAGCAGCAGCAGCAGCCGCACCUCCAGUACCAGAUUGCGCACUGCGCGCAGACCACCAUGCACCUCCAGCCGGGCCACCCGACCCCUCCGCCGACCCCGGUGCCCAGCCCCCACCAGCACCACCACCACCACCACCAACACCCGCAGCAGGGCGGCCUGAAGCUGCUGGAGCAGCAGCGGGGAGGCGGCAAACACAAGAAGCACGUCGACAAGAGCAGCCCGGAGUACCGGCUGCGGCGCGAGCGCAACAACGUGGCCGUGCGCAAGAGCCGGGACAAGGCGAAGAUACGCAACAUAGAGACGCAGCAGAAGGUGGUGGAGCUGACCACCGACAACGACAGACUGAGGCGGAGAGUGGAGCACCUGACCCGCGAGCUGGACACGUUACGGGGCAUCUUCAGACAGCUGCCGGACGGAUCCUUCAAACCCUGCAGCUGAGAGACUACUGAGCCGGACUGGAACCGGACUUGCGACGGACUGGUACACUGCUGGAUUUAUACACACAAACGGUUCUACAUGUGUCUGGACUGGGAGCUGCGGGGGGAGGGGGUGGGGGCGGAGGCAGCUGAAGGGCUCACUGCACAAAGUCCCGUCUCAACAAAUCAUCUGGUCUUUAGCUGAAACACGUGAAAUGUUUCCAGAAAUCAACACGAGCGAAUCCUCCAGUUUGCAGAGAAACCAGCACAUCGGGUUUUUAGGUAAAACAAGAAACUCCGAAGCGACUCACUUGUUUGUUUUUCUUGUUACAAGAAGUUUCUAGAAAAAAGUGUCAGCUCGUGAAACUGGACUGAAAAUGGCUCGUGAGUCUGGAAGCUUCCUGCAGGUGAGCUCACCUGUGCGUCCCGGACCCGUGCGGACUCAGAGACUAAAUGACUCGUUCAGACUGUACUUUGUGCAGCGUUCUGUGCCUUUUUAAACCUUUGUGAAAGCCGAUAAGCUCGUGCUCCCUGCAGACACAGCACAGGGCUGCUUGCCUUCGUGCCUUGCUCCUACAGACUGUGCGCGCGGCGCACUCAACUCACAUAUCAGAGCAGCUAAGGUGGGGCAUGGCGGGGAGGCUCCCGAACCGAUCUGUUGUGCAUGUUUUUAUUUUAGUUUGUUUUAUACAAGUUACCGUCUGCAUAUCCUCUCCUGAUUUCUGUCGUAGAGCUUUGAAAUGCGAAGUGCACGCUGCUUGCAUGUAGGCUGACCUGUAGAGUGUUUGUAUGUUUCUUUCCUUCCUGCAGAGACAAUAAUGCAUCGAUUCACGCUCAUGUUCUUCUGAAUGAGGUGCGGGGCUGGGGGCGGUGGGGGUUAUCUGUACACCGCUGGUCACAUGACCAACAUCCCGAGAUGCCCUCAGAGACAGAAAGGGGUCAGAGCUCAGUCCGCUGCAGGUUUUGGUCAAACUGAACUUUUUAUUCACUGAGACGCACCUGAGCAUCUGCUGCCAGAUGGAAACCUUGUAUCUCCAACCAGCCUAAGCAGUAAAAGCUCCAAACGUUUGUAAACGCUGGAAAACAAGGCUCCCUCUCGUGUUGUGGAGAUACGAUGUUUCUUGUCUGUACAGCUCUGUGUCUGGUGAUUACAUGCCAAAGUGAAAAAUACUCACACACAAGAAAAAAAAAAAAAAGACUGGAAAAGAAACUGUGGUACCUGCUUCAUCUCGUCACCGUCCAGUGAAAACCAGGCAUCUCCAAGCCCGCUGCGAGUGUGAAAGUGUUUUAAUGAGCUUUAGAGGAAGAGCAUGAUGCUCUCAGAGUAACCUGCAGACUUGGAGAUGCGUGGUCUUUUAAAAGGACGGCGACAGGGAAGCAGCUUUGUCUUGUGCACUAUUUGUCUUCGAACGAAGCACAGCGUUGUCUUCGACACAUGGGUACUGAUCUGAAAACAGAGGCACGCCUGUUUGUGUGUAGCUGAGAGAGAAACAAACAAAAAACUAAAUGUGAAAAGGGUUUCUAUGCAACAUGUCUCUUCCUCUUUUCCACUGUUGAAUCAUCACACACACACGCACACACACACACACACAGUGCCUUCUGAUCCUCUGAGAUGACCUUUGACCUCUUGCCGAUCUGCUCGUCAUGUUCUGUUGAGAAAGAUGUUUAAAGAUGAUGAUUUGUGUCAGCGAGGAAAAAGGAAGCACUUUUUUUUACAAACUGAUGUUAAACCAAUGUUUGUUUCAAAGGUAACGUCUCAAUUGUAAAAUAAGCCUAUAUAUAAAUAUAUAUAUAUAUAUAUAAAUAAAUAUAUAUAUGAAAUACCAAAAAAUCUGAAUUAUUAUAAUAAAAGAGCUUGUUUUAUCAGA
Messenger RNA from Siniperca chuatsi (mandarin fish), 3008 nucleotides. It is a transcript of the gene cebpa, whose product is annotated as CCAAT enhancer binding protein alpha. The record is from RefSeq and is a predicted model, not a curated record. Gene Ontology annotation, biological process: DNA-templated transcription; regulation of transcription by RNA polymerase II; myeloid cell differentiation. Gene Ontology annotation, molecular function: DNA-binding transcription factor activity, RNA polymerase II-specific; RNA polymerase II cis-regulatory region sequence-specific DNA binding. Bases 272 to 1162 code for a protein of 296 amino acids. The transcript has a single exon. Lineage: Eukaryota; Metazoa; Chordata; Actinopteri; Centrarchiformes; Sinipercidae.